ACCGUUCUCAUAGCACAUCCUUAAUCUAAAGCUUCUUUUCUCUUUUCUAAAGUAGAAUAGUUGUCAUUAAGACUCCUCUCCCCACCAUUGCAGAGAUGGGACAAAUGGAGAAUACUAAUACUUCCCUUGUUCUGAUGCUUGUUGGGUCUGCUUUGAUGUUAUGGUUUCACCCAAUACAAGCACAAAAUGGUCUUUUCCAUGAUUAUUAUGCCAAAUCUUGUCCCAAAGUUGAGGCAAUCAUUCAAUCGGUUGUGGCAAAGGCUGUGAAAAAGGAAGCAAGAAUAGCUGCUUCCUUGCUUCGACUACAUUUUCAUUUAAGGUGAGAUUUUUUAUUUCAAUCUUUUAUUUUGCGUUAUGCAUUGCUUGGAUGUGAUGCUUCACUUCUUCUUGACGACACCUCCAACUUCACAGGAGAGAAGACAGCUAAUCCCAACAGGAACUCUGCGAGAGGUUUCAACGUUGUGGAUAAUAUAAAGAGUGCAGUGGAGAAAGCCUGUCCAGGUGUUGUGUCUUGUGCUGAUAUUCUUGCUGUGGCAGCUCGGGAUUCAGUACUCAUUAGUGGAGGACCUUCAUGGGUUGUUCCUUUGGGGAGAAGGGAUUCGAGAGGUGCAAGCAUACAAGGAGCGAACAAUAAUAUUCCUCAACCCAACUCAACCCAUCAGACAUUGGAGACCAAAUUCAAACUCAAAGGGCUCAACGUGGUUGACCUUGUAGUUCUCUCUGCUGGACACACCAUUGGAUUAUCCAGGUGCACAAGCUUCAAGCAAAGGCUAUACAACUUGACAGGAAAUGGAAAGCCGGAUCCCACUGUGGACCAGGGGUAUUUAAAGCAGUUGAGGACUUUAUGUCCCCAAACCGGUACAGACGACAACCAAACCACACCACUGGAUCCUGUUAGCCCCACUAAAUUUGACACAAACUAUUUCAAAAACUUGGAAGUAGGAAGAGGUCUUCUCAUCACUGAUGAGAUUCUGUAUACUACAAAAGGGAGCGAGACGGCAGCCUUAGUGAAGUUUUAUGCCAGGCAUUCCCAGGCUUUCUUCCAACAAUUUGCUAAGUCUAUGAUAAAGAUGGGCAACAUUACUCCUCUCAUCAAGCCUCGUGGAGAGAUUAGAAAAAACUGUCGUAAAAUGAAUUAGUCAGAUGUUAUCUCUUUUGGAUUGAACUUUGAAGAUCUGUUAUUUCAUUGUUGGGUUAAGCAUAUUUAUGUCUUGAAUAAUCUUUGUAUUGGGUGAUUUCAUAAAACAAACAUUUUUAGGCCUUGUCAGGCCAGGCGUGUUUACAGUUCUUGCAGGUGUGUAUGUAAAUGGCACCAUUUGACUGCUAUUAAAUAAAUGUACUCCAGCUUUCAAUGGGAUUUUUUAUACUAUUUUGUGGAAA
Cryptomeria japonica (Japanese cedar) is the source of this 1380-nucleotide messenger RNA. Its product is annotated as peroxidase 49. Gene Ontology annotation, biological process: response to oxidative stress; hydrogen peroxide catabolic process. The transcript is spliced from 4 exons. Gene Ontology annotation, molecular function: peroxidase activity; heme binding. The record is from RefSeq and is a predicted model, not a curated record. Lineage: Eukaryota; Viridiplantae; Streptophyta; Pinopsida; Cupressales; Cupressaceae.